GGCCAACACAACGUUGUCCACCGCUGCAUUAAAAAAAGAAAAAUUGUUCCAAAUUCUUUCCCGUGAAAAUCACCUAUCGGGCGGUGGGAAUCUCUUGAAACAUCAAAACAAAUCAUUACACGUGUCUCUGUUUGAACGAUGUUUCCACAGAACCACGAUUAGUCCUCGAAACACCUGAUAACUGCUUCAGGCGCCAACAACACACAGAGACCCAUUCUCUUCUCUCUCGUUGCAUUUGGUUUGGUUCUUCUCACUCACCAUCGUCCAAAAAAUUCCUUCACAAUCUUCCUCGAUUUCAUCAUUUUCCAACGGUUAAACAUUUACUAGCUAGGGUUUUAGCUCACACACACAAUUUCCCCUAAAACCUAGGUCAUUGAACACUUUCAAUUCUAAUAUUUUUCUAGGGUUUCAUUCACGAACCAUGGGUGAAUGGCAUGAUUGGCAAUCCCUUCUUCAAUCCAUUCUCGUAGGUCUCAUUUUCUCUUACCUUCUCGCUAAACUCAUAUCCAUUGUCGUUUCAUUCAAAGACGAAAAUCUCACAAUCACACGCAACACAAACAUCACCACCACCACAACCAAAACCGUUACCGGACAUGAUGUAAUACACGACGACGUCGUCUCAGAGGGCGUACAUCGGUUCGAGGAUGAGUCGGUUAUGGCUGAACAAGGUAGUGUGAGAAACGAAAGCGUUGACGGUGGUGAUGAGGACUACGAUGACGAUUGGGAAGGCGUGGAGAGUACCGAAUUGGACGAGGCUUUCAGCGCCGCCACGGCUUUUGUUGCCGCCGCCGCCGCCGAUCGUCUCUCGCAGAAGGUGUCUAAUGAUGUUCAGCUUCAGCUUUAUGGAUUGUAUAAGAUUGCCACCGAAGGUCCUUGCAGCACGCCUCAGCCAUCUCCCCUCAAAAUGACGGCUCGUGCAAAAUGGCAAGCAUGGCAGAAAUUGGGUGCUAUGCCUCCUGAAGAUGCAAUGCAGAAGUACAUUGACGUUGUGUCGGAGCUAUAUCCUACUUGGCUUGAUGGUUCAUCUUUGAGAAGCAAAACAGGCGAUGGUGGUGGCCCUAGUUCAGAGGCUCGGGGACCAAUGGGACCAGUAUUCAGCUCUUUUGUUUAUGAAGAGGAAUGCGGCAAUGACUCGAAAAUGGAUGCCAUUCACGGAUUUGCUAGAGAGGGAGAUAUGGCGAAUCUACUCAAGUGUAUUGAAAAUGGCGUUUCAGUGAAUUUGAAGGCAUGCAUUUUUUUAAAAUGUUCUCAGACAGUGAGGGCCGAACACCAUUACACUGGGCAGUGGAUCGUGGCCACCUUAAUGUCACAGAGCUGCUGAUUGGAAGGAGUGCUGAUGUAAAUGCCAAGGAUAAUGAUGGACAAACUCCACUGCAUUAUGCCGUUACGUGCGAGAGAGAAGGCAUUGCUGAAUAUUUAGUGAAGCAUAAUGCCAACAUCCAUUCAGAGGAUAAUGAUGGCAGUUCUUCGCGUGACAUCUGUAGUUCUAACUGGCCGUUUAUGCAGCAGCAUGUGGGAGAAGUAAAUUGAUUGUUCGUUUUGUUGUUGCUGCUGCUUUUGACUAGUAUAUCCUUGCCCAAAUCCCUUCAGGAUGUACGUGUCCAUAUAUAACUUAAUUUUUUUUGUCCUUACUAUUGGUGUAUACACCCUUUUCACUGUAGUGUACGCCUAUGCACCGUUUAGUUUUUUUUGUCCUUACUAUGGUUAAUGAAGCAUAUUCUGUUUCGUUGUUUCGUC
Cicer arietinum (chickpea) is the source of this 1737-nucleotide messenger RNA. Its product is annotated as acyl-CoA-binding domain-containing protein 1. Lineage: Eukaryota; Viridiplantae; Streptophyta; Magnoliopsida; Fabales; Fabaceae. Gene Ontology annotation, molecular function: protein binding; fatty-acyl-CoA binding. The record is from RefSeq and is a predicted model, not a curated record.